GGGAAUUGCUUUACACGCUGACUCUGUUUGUGUUGACACCGUCCCUCACCGCUGGCAGCUUCGAAGAUGAGUUCCAGAGUGUCAAAUGAUCUGGAGAAAGAUGAGGAGGAAGAAGAAGAAGAAGAAGAAGAAGAGAGUGUGAACCCAACAGAGGUGAAAAUGAGUCAGAUAGUGAUGCCGUGUCACUGCAACCAUCGACAGGAGCUAAGUGUGGGACAGUUGCUCAAAUGGAUAGACUCCACUGCCUGCCUCUCUGCGGAGAGACAUGCUGGGAGUCCCUGCGUCACUGCUUCGAUGGACGACAUCCACUUUGAACACACCAUCAGUGUGGGUCAGGUGGUGAAUAUCAAGGCAAAGGUCAACAGAGCCUUUAAUACCAGUAUGGAGGUGGGCAUACAGGUGAGCUGCGAGGACCUGUUCUCUGAUCGUCACUGGAGAGUUUGUCACGCCUACGCCACGUUCGUAACUCAGCGCACAAACAGUGGAAAAAAGGUCACCUUGAAGCCCAUCGUACCUCACACUCAGAAGGAGCAGGUUGAAUACAGCGUGGCAGCCGAGAGACGGAGGGUCAGGAUGGUGCAUGAUGACAUCAUCAAAGAUCUGCUCUCCAAUGGGUCCAUCCAGACGGCUGACAGCUCAGCAGUAUGCAAUGCAGUGGCAGCAGAGAAAACCAAGGUGGAGAGUGUUGAACUGGUUCUACCCCCACAUGCUAACCACCAGGUGAAUACAUUUGGAGGACAGAUCAUGGCCUGGAUGGUGAACGUAGCUACAAUUGCUGCCAGUCGACUGUGUCAGGCUCACCCGACUCUUCGGACCAUUGACAUGUUCACUUUCAGAGGACCUUCUCAGAUUGGAGACAGACUGCUGCUGAGGGCUAUAGUCAACAAUGCCUUCAAAAACAGCAUGGAGGUGGGGGUGCGAGCCGAGGCCUACCAGGAGGAGGGGCUUAACCGACACAUAAACUCUGCCUUCAUGACCUUUGAGGUACUUGAUGACCACAGGAAGCCAUGCACGUUACCACGGAUACGACCCGAACCCCUGGAAGGGGAGAGGAGGUUUCAAGAGGCCAUAGCGAGGAAGAAGAUCAGAUUGGACAGAAAGUACAUCAUUUCCCGAAAGCAGGGCGAGGUCCCUCUGUCUGUACCCUGGGACCCCACAAACCAGGUGUACCUGAGCUAUAACAACGUGUCAGCUCUGAAGAUGUUGGCUGCUAGAAAGAACUGGCGCCUCAGCUCUGAGAAGGACAAGGUUCGUCUUUACACGCUGGAGCAGAAGUCCAUGUUGAGUUUCAGGGUGGAAGCAGAGGUGGAUGUUCCUGCUCACAGAGCCUUUAGUCUGCUGGCUGAGCUGAGCAACAGAACAAACUGGGACACACAUUAUCGGGAAUGUGAGCUGAUUCACCGGGUGGACGAUGACGACUUCCUGUACCGCGUGGUCACCCCAUCAGUCCGUUAUGGUGCUGCAGGUUCCCCGACUUCAGCCGGACUGGCAGAAGGAAUUCUCCAGGACUUCAUCCUGUUGGCUUCCAAGAGGAAGCCGUGUAGCAGUGGAGAUCCAUACGUCAUCGCUCUGCGUUCAGUGUCUCUGCCCACCCACCCACCCACUGAAGGUUAUAACAGAGGGGAGGUUCUGUGUGCUGGAUUCACCAUACUGGAGGCCAAAGACAACAUGUCACUGAUCCGUUACUAUAACCAGGCGUCUCCAGAGGUCCUUCCCUACAUCUCCACUGAUAUCGCUGGCCUCUCCUCCUCUUUCUACCACACCUUCUGCUCCUGCAGCCAGUACCUCACUAAGAACAGGAUGCAGUUCACCUCCGAGGAGCAAACUGGCCAAUACCAGGCUACGAAUACGGAGAGUCCCAUCCGUGAAAAUGAGGCUGAGAGUCUGUCAGUGGCCCUCCACAGCACCCAGCUGUAGUCAGUCUGCUGUUAGUACAGCGAGAUGCAGAGCCACCCUCUGAGACAAGCCAGUCACUGUCCCUGAGAUCUGAGGAGGCCAGUUCUGCUCCGUCAGGACUAGGGUGAUGUAUGGGAACAGCCUCUCCACUGUGGAU
This is a messenger RNA of Toxotes jaculatrix (banded archerfish), 2053 nucleotides long. RefSeq names its product acyl-CoA thioesterase 11a (gene acot11a). Bases 67 to 1917 code for a protein of 616 amino acids. The transcript is spliced from 18 exons. Gene Ontology annotation, cellular component: extracellular exosome. NCBI's taxonomy places the organism in Eukaryota, Metazoa, Chordata, Actinopteri, Toxotidae. The record is from RefSeq and is a predicted model, not a curated record. Gene Ontology annotation, molecular function: thiolester hydrolase activity; lipid binding.